AUGCCACUAUCGGAAAGUAUAAAACUACAAGAAAAACAAAAGCGGAUUGAAGAGGAAAUUAGGUUCAAACAGUUAACUGAACAAUUUGAAAAGAUGACGGUCAAAAACGAUGUGGGCAGUUUUACACAAUAUCGCACCACAGGUGAUGGUGAACUUGAGGAAAUAGUUUCCGAUGAGGAUUCGCAUUAUUCGGAAGAAGAAGAUCAAUACUAUUAA
This is a messenger RNA of Dentiscutata erythropus, 216 nucleotides long. Lineage: Eukaryota; Fungi; Glomeromycota; Glomeromycetes; Diversisporales; Gigasporaceae. The record is from the annotation of a GenBank genome assembly.